AUGGAGCAGCUGUACAACCUCUUCGCAUCCAGCUUCGAGUGCGUCCCUUGUCGCCGUCCGUACGCUUGCAGUGGACAGUGCUGCAGCGACUUGCCUCAGCUAGCUGACAUUUCGCAAACUAAACCUUCUUUCUUCUCCCUCCCCCCUUUCAACGCACUCGUGACGGCCGACUCGCAGUGCGAAUCCUAAUCAUCGAUUGGCUGCUGAGCUGGAAUUGCGCAAAUUGGAGCAGCAAGAUGGCAUGCUCGCCACCGCCCUACAGAUUGUAGCCCACCCUGAGCUGGACAUUGCGGGCAGACAAGCGGCCGCCAUGUGAGUAGAGAAGCGCGCCGCAGCGUGGUGUGGUAGCAGAGGCCGCGUCCAGUGCGAACGCGAAUGCGAAUGCGAACGCGAGUGCUCAAUAUGUUGGAAACACUUUGCACGCACACGACAGCUACGUCAAGAACCGCGCUCGGCGCAUGUGGGAUCACGAACGAGCCAUCAAUCUUGCCAAAGCCGGAGGAGGUGCAGCAGCUGGCGGUCCAUCGAACAACGUGCCGAUCGGGGAAAAGGACAGGCAAGAGGUUAGAUCGAACAUUUUGCAAACUUUGAUCUCCUCUCCUCCUCCAUUGAGAUCCCACGUAGCUGCUACGCUCAACGCCAUCGUCACCACCGAUUUCCCAAAGAGUUGGCCGGAUCUGAUAGAUAGGAUAAGCGAAUUGCUCAAUUCAGGCGAUCAGAAUGCUACGUAUGGCGGUGUUUGCGCUUUGCUGGAGGUGGUCAGAUCGUUCAGGUGAGUGUCUGCCCGCAUACACCGUCUAUGUCCGCUCACGAUCCGCCCAUGUCAAAUGCUGAACAUUCCUGGUCGAUGCGUCGCUGACGUUUUGCAGGUGGAAGGACGAGUCAUCCUUGUUGGAGCCGGUAUCGGCAGCGACGCUGCCCCGCCUCGUAGCCACCGGCCAGUCCAUCCUCGCAUCGCCCACCGCAUCGUCGGCACAGAGUGGGGAGCUGCUUUGGAAGCUGGUCAAGGUGUACAAGCUCUCUAUCAACUCUCAACUCACUGCCCAUCACCAAUCGCACCAAUCCAUCGUGCCUUGGGGUCAGCUCUUCAUCGCCAUUGUCAAGCAUCAGGUCGAUCCUAGUCAGCUGCCUGCUGAUGAGGAUGAGAGGGAGAGAGCUCCUUGGACAAAGGCCAAGAAGUGGUCCUUUUUCAACCUCAACAAGCUCUUCACCCGGUGCGUAGCAAUGUGCAAAGGGUUUCUUUUGAAAAGACGUUGCAUAUAUCGCCGCUCACUUCGCAUACGCCCUUUGAUCGUCUUAGCUACGGCAAUCCCAGUCAACUGCCACAGAGCUUGGACAAGUACAAGCCGUUUGCCGAACACUUUGUCUCAACUUUUGCUCCGCGCAUCCUCGAAGUCUACCUCGAGCUCACUGUUGCGCGACUCAACUCGGGACUGUGGCUGAGCAAAAAGGCGCACUACUUUAUCAUUGCCUUUUACGAGGAUUGCGUCAAGCCAAAGUCCACUUGGCUUCUGCUCAAGCCUCAUGUUGAUGAUCUCGUCCAGCGCUUCGUCUUCCCACUCAUGUGCUACACCGAAGCCGACGAGGAGCUGUGGGAGCUGGACGCGGUGGAUUACGUGCGAAGCCAUCUGGAUCCCAUCGAGGAGUUUGGCACGCCUCAAGGUGCGGCUGCUUCGUUCUUGCAAGCCCUCAUCUCCAAGCGCACCAAGUCGACAUUUCAUCCUCAGCUGCAGUUCAUCACUUCCGUCAUACAGACGCGAACAAACAACGAAAAGGAAGGUGCGCUCAACAUGCUCGUCUCCAUCUCCGAUACCAUCCUAGAGUCCUCAGAAAUUUCGAAUCAGCUCGAGACGCUCUUUGUCACUUCGGUCAUUCCGGAAUUGGCGAGCGGGAAUCGCUUUUUGCGUUUUCGCGCUUGCGAUUUGGUGCGCGUCUUUGCUGGUACGAUGAGGUGGCAGGACACUACAAAUUUGGAAAGCACGUUCAAGGGCGUAAUGCAAUGCUUGGAGGAUGGCGAGUUGCCGGUGCGCAUGCAAGCUGCCGCAGCUAUUGGUACGCUAAUCGAUCACGACGAGGUGCACGCGGCCAUGGCGCCCAACGCCGGACCGCUCAUGCAGCGCCUGCUCAAAUUGGCAGACGAGACGGACCUGGAUACGCUCUCUGCUACCACCAGCAAGGUCGUAUCCUCCUUUGCCGAACAGAUCCUACCCUUUGCUGUGGAAUUUUGUCAGCACCUUCGGGACUCGUACAUCAGAGUGCUCGGCGAGCAUUUGGCGAAUGCCGACGCUGAGCUUAACAACAUCAAUGGCGAGCUGGACUACAAUCCUUCGGCGGAAAGCAAGAGUGAGUGGAAGUUGUUGUCAGGAGCACAGUCCAGAUGUACCUGACCAAGCCCUGUCCCGCGGUCUCGCCCCCUCGAACGCAGUGUUCGCUGCGGUGGCAGCUUGUCAGACCAUGUAUCAAGUGCUUGCGGCUGCUGAUGAAAAUCAACAACUCCUGGGCCAGCUCGAGACGGUCAUUUUGCCAGUGGUCAGCUACACGCUCGAAAAGGAAUGCGUCGGUGAGUAUCCACCAAUGCCCUCUUUGUCAUGAUGGCAGCAACUCACUCGCCCAGCCGCGCCUCCUAGAACUCUACGACGAUGUGCUGGACCUGACGGACGUCAUCGUCUUCAAUCAGAAGCGCGUCUCGGAAGGCAUGUGGUCCAUCUUUGUCCAGCUGCACACCACUUUUAAAGCGUCCGGCAUCGACUACUUGUCCGAGAUGCUGCCCACGCUCGACAACAUCGUCUCUUACGGCACAGAAGUCAUCAAAUCCCAACCCGAUUAUCGGCGCAUGUUGUUGGAGAUUUUCGAAAUCGGCAUGACGAAUGAGAAUUUGGGCGUGGUGGAUCGCGUAUCUGCUCUCAAGCUCAUCGAUGUCGCCUUGCUACUUCUCACGGGCACCAUCGACGAAGCGGUGCCGGGCAUCGUGCAAAUGACGCUGCCGCACGUCAAGGCGGAAGGGCGCGAAUCUUCCGCUUCGCUUCGCAAGUGGUCCAAAUUGGUCAUUCUCGACGCAUUCGUCUACAAUCCCGCCCUGGCACUCAAGUCGCUCGAGACGCACAACGCAGCAGCUAGCUUUCUCAACACCAUCAUCACCGACGUCUCUCAUUUCGGCAAUGUCCACUCGCGCAAAGUGGUUGCGAGCGCCUUUUGCGGCAUUUUCGCCCUGCCUCGCCCUUCGUUGGCCAACGAUGUGCAGGCGCUUUUGCCCCAGCUGCUUGCGGCUACGAUCGAAGUGCUAGAGGGACUGCCGCAAGCUAUUGCAGAACGCAAGGAACAGCUGGAGCUUUUUGACGACUUGGAUGAAGACGAGGUUGAAGAGGCGGAAGAAGAAUCCGCUACUGUUCAUGGUGGCGCUUCUGCUGGCGACGAUGCGGAUGGGGAUGUGGUGGAUGAAGAGAACGAGUAUCUGGAAAUGCUGGCGAGGGAAGGUGCUCGUCUGAGGUCGCGCAACCUGGCCAUCGCGACGGGAGAGAGCGCGGAAGAUUUCGAGGAUAUGGAAGCGGAUGAGGAGGAUGAGGAGGCUGAUGAGGAGGAUAUUGGGUUCGAAUCGCCCAUGGACCCCGUGCCCGUCUUUGAACGAUUCAGAAGCAUCGCUGGAAAUAUUCAGGACGUCGUUGCUGCGCUGCACCCAACUGUACGAGCGCAGCUCGAGCAAGUGGCAAAUGGUGUAGACGAGCAGGUGGCCAAGCCGCACGUCACGCCCGUCUUGUGA
This is a messenger RNA of Ceraceosorus bombacis, 3757 nucleotides long. The record is from the annotation of a GenBank genome assembly. Lineage: Eukaryota; Fungi; Basidiomycota; Exobasidiomycetes; Ceraceosorales; Ceraceosoraceae.